GAAAGUGACAGAGACCUCGUCCUCUAAGAAAUAUCUUAUAAAACCUGAGGAAGUCUGUGCAUGGCGGUUUUCAUCCGAUGUUUUGUUGAAGUAAGAAGAAGUCGGAUUUUUAAGCCAUUUGUGGGAAGGUUGUGGGCAGCUGACCAUUGCUGUUUAGAGACUGAAAGAAGAAGAUCGUUCUCACAUUCAGCUGCAGCUGGGAUCAUCAUGGCUAAGAAGGUGUUAGUGGACGUAGACACUGGUGUGGACGAUGCUCAGUCCAUUAUGAUGGCUUUAGCCCAACCCACGGUACAGAUUCUGGGCAUCACCUGCGUUCACGGAAACACCACAGUGGAAAAUGUGUGUAAGAACACACUACGUGUCCUACAAACCUGCAAUAGAUUAGAGAUCCCAGUGUUUAAAGGCGCUGAGAAGCCGAUCCUUGGGAAAUGCAUUGAUGCAGGAGACUUUCAUGGUAAGGACGGGCUGGGAGAUGCUCCAGACCCGAAUGCUCCUGGUCUGGACCUGGUUCAGACGGAGGGCGCCGUAUCGGCUAUGAUCAGGAUAGUCAACGAAAACCCCGGAGAGGUAUCACUGGUCGCCACAGGUCCACUCACCAACCUGGCUCUGGCGGUCAGAAUGGACCCUUCGUUCCCAAGCAAACUCUGCGGACUCUACAUCAUGGGAGGCAACACAGAGUCACGAGGAAACACCACGGUGUGUGGUGAGUUCAAUUUUGCUGCAGAUCCAGAAGGCGCCUACAUUGUCCUGAAUGAAUACCUGUGUCCCACGUACUUGGCCUGCUGGGAGUUUACCUGUUAUAACAAGCUGUCCUGGGAAUUCUGUGAUGCCUGGCUGAGCCAAGACACGGAUAAAGCUCGCUUCAUGGCCCGCAUCUUCAACCACAGCCUCAAAGUUUCACAAACCGAGCGCUUCGAGAAGGAGUUUAUCGUCGGGCCAGGGUUUGUUUCAUGUGAUUCAUACGCAAUGGCAGCAGCAAUCAACGAUGCAUUCGUCUUAGAAAGCGACCAGCAUCCAGUUAGUGUAGAGCUGACAGGAACACACACCAGGGGCAUGAUGGUAGUGGAUACUGUGGGCUUCAUGAAGAAGACUCAUAAGGCCUUCAUCCUGAAGAAGGUGAACUUGGAGAUAUUAAAGGAGAUGCUGAUGGCCGCUCUGAAGUGAAGGCUCUUUUUAAUAAUGGAUACAUGGUGAAUAACACUUAGAGCUGAGGAUAUUGUAAGGUCGUCUCAUUGAAAAUCAAUGCAAUGUAAAAAAAAAAAAGGGUCUUGAAU
Messenger RNA from Sphaeramia orbicularis (orbiculate cardinalfish), 1274 nucleotides. RefSeq names its product inosine-uridine preferring nucleoside hydrolase. The record is from RefSeq and is a predicted model, not a curated record. Bases 61 to 1164 code for a protein of 367 amino acids. Gene Ontology annotation, molecular function: hydrolase activity, hydrolyzing N-glycosyl compounds. Lineage: Eukaryota; Metazoa; Chordata; Actinopteri; Kurtiformes; Apogonidae. The transcript has 7 exons.